AGGUCUUCUUCCAAGGGCGUGCUCUGGCGGCGGAACCGCGCGCUGACGGACAACGACCUGCGGCUCAGCAAGAGGCUGACCCUGCUGCUGGGCCUUGGCGACCCCGACGGCGAGCCGCAGGGGUGUCCCAAGGAGGCGGAGCGCGUGAGCAGGUCGAUGCCGGCCAACGGCCUGGGCCUGGCGACCAUGAUCAAGAGCAGGAUCAAACGGUUCCAGACCAGGUCCCGCGAGCCCAGCGCCGAGGAGAGCCAGCGCGGCGUGAUGAUAGAGCCGGUCUACGAUUUCUACACCUUCGAGGACAAGCGGCUGCACACUAGGAGGAUGGACGAUUCCGUGUUCCACCACCGUGCCAAGCCUACAGAGCCCACGAGGUUGGGAGCGGAGGCGGAGGCGGACAUGAACAGCGAGUCCCUCAGCGACUCCGACGAUUCGGACGCCUCGUCCCAGGAGUCGCCGAGACCAUGUAAGGUCAAGUUUGACGUGGACUCGCCGUCACCGAGGCGCGCUUUCUGCAGGCGAUGGAGCGACCCGUCGUGCACUGCAGGCGAGGCGCUGGCCUCGUCGACGGGCGCGGCGUCCUCGAGCAGCCGGGGGCUCGCCUGGAAGAAUCGGCCCCGCUUCACCAGCAACCGGAACGUCGAGGCCGUCGCGCGCUGGGGCGAGCUUACCGGCAAGCUGAUGCACACGCGGCUGCUGGACUUUGCGACCGCCGCGGCCAAGCUCAGGUACAAGACCAGGCUGACUGGGGCGCGGACGUCAGGAGGCCUGGUGCUGGGCAGCGCCAGAGGCAGAGCCAGGGCCGUCGUGAAGCAGGCGUGGCAGCUGGCGAAGCUCGUGAACAAGGAGACCCGCGACGCGUUCGACUCCGGCUGGGGCAAGAAGGGCUUCCUGGUGGAGCUCUUCAGCCAGGAGUACGUCGACACGCUGGCCCUCUUCGCGCGGUCCGCCUCGAAGAUCUGCGCCGUCCAGCCGUCGCUGGUGGAGGCCCGCGCGCCCUGCAAGAUCUUCGGCGACAUCCACGGCCAGUUCAGGGACCUGUUGCUCAUAUUCCGCGCUUUCGGCAGCCCUGACGAGCGCGAUGCGCCGAUGUUCGUCUUCAACGGCGACUUCGUCGAUCGUGGCGAGCACCAGCUGGAGGUCAUAGGCCUGCUGCUCGCGUUCAAGGUGCUGCUGCCCGAGAAGGUGUGGCUGGUGCGGGGCAACCACGAGUUCCGCUUCAUGAACGAGAGGUACGGCUUCCUGGACGAGUGCAACCAGAGGCUGGGGUCGUUUGGGCCCAAGCUGUUCGAGCUCUUCCACCUGGCCUUCGACGUCAUGCCCGUCGCCUGCCUGAUCUCCGACCGCAUCCUGUGCGUGCACGGCGGCAUCGGCGAGGGGAAUUUCAAGGUCGACGACAUCCGGGGAAUCCGUCGUCCGCUGAACGACGACAACACGGACGCGUGGGUCCACAACCUGCUGUGGUCGGACCCAAUCGAGGACGACACAGAUAAGAGCGACGUCUUUGGUGUACAUGCCUCCCCGCGGGGCGGCGCGGUGUCCACCUUCGGCUGGAACGUCACAAAGUCCUUCUGCGCCCGCAACGGCCUAGGCCUCAUCAUCAGAAGCCACCAGUCCAAGCGGGACAGCCUCGGGAUCGACAUCAUGCACGACAACCUGCUCAUGCGCGUCUUCACCGCCCGGGACUACGAGGGCCACGGCAACGACGGGGCGGUGCUCUUGGUGAAGCCGGCGAGCGACGCGCAGCCGCGGGGCGGCGUGCUGCUGGUGCGGCCUCAGGUGUUGCGGUCGGUCGCCAAGGGCAAGAGGGCGAGGGCCGCCCAGAAGGCGAGGCGGAGGGCAGAGGCGCAGGCAGCAGCUCUGGCGGCGGGCGAGCGCUCGGCCGUGGGGGGCGGCGGCUCGGGCCCGGACUCCGACUCCGAGUCCGAGGACGAGGACGACGGUCCCGCCUUCGAGAGCACGAGGUCUCUGAGGCGUGGCGUCCCGGGCUGAUCUCGCACGCCGGGUGCUCUCAGCUGCACCGUACUGGAGGUCUAGAGUCCGAGGCGGGAAUAUAUCCACAACCACCCCCUGGGGCAUUGAUCUUCGGGGACCCCGGCAGGCGGUGGGUAUGG
Messenger RNA from Prorocentrum cordatum, 2111 nucleotides. The record is from the annotation of a GenBank genome assembly. NCBI's taxonomy places the organism in Eukaryota, Dinophyceae, Prorocentrales, Prorocentraceae.